Molecule: messenger RNA, 2127 nt
Organism: Priceomyces carsonii
Lineage: Eukaryota; Fungi; Ascomycota; Pichiomycetes; Serinales; Debaryomycetaceae
Exons: 1
Coding region: 1-2127 (708 amino acids)
Source: RefSeq, a predicted model, not a curated record
AUGAAGGAUAAGAAUACCCAUAAUGAUGCCAAGCAGUAUAAUAUUACAAAAUCUUACAUUUUGGGUCUUGCGUCGGCUUCAUUGCCUGAGUUGUCAGAUUCAUUAGGAGGAAACUUGCAUCAAAUAUCAGACGAGCAGCUUAACAGGUUGAUAAGUAUAAGAUUUAAAAAUGAUCCAUUAGCAUUAAUAAGACAGCUAUCAUAUGAUAUAGCGCUGAAGGAAUCAGAAUUAAUAAUUCUUAGAAAGAGAAAGUUCGCAAGAGAACAAGAACUUUUGAAGCUUUGCAACCAAUAUGCAAACAUAUCAGCCGUCGAGAUGGACCAAAAGUUGAACAACGUGGCACCGGAUCAGAAUGUGGAGAAUAUUCUUCUGGGAUUGAUAGAUACCGCUAUUCACGAGGACCUUAAGAUACCAGAUAACAUCCCGCAUGAUGACCCCAGCGAUAUAGCUAUUGAUAGAAUUGAGGAUCGAGAAUCGACUUUGCCUGUUUCAUCGAGAGAUAUAAAUUCUCCUUAUGAAAAUAAAUUUAGACGUAAUUCCAAGUGGUUCAGCCAAUGGUUCCACUCUACUGAUAGGCUUCCAUCAGUACUUCGUUCAAAUUCUGAUACGAGUACCAAAAAUAAUGAUGAAUCAGGUCCUCGGGCUUCCAGAUCACUCUCUACACUCUUCAAUUUGAAUAAGACGGAAGAUAUAGAACCAGCUACAAAUUUAAAGGCUCCUGUUGAACUAGAAAGAAUAAGUGUAUACCCCAAAGACCAUUUAUUUUCCCCUCCGCCGGAAUUCGACGUUGAUAAAUAUGGAUUCUUCAACUCUGAGAACAUAUCGAAUAGUUCCAGCCCGCUGAGGCAGAAUAUUCUUGAAUCAUGCGAACCAUGCGAAAUAUUGAACCAAAUGACACUAGAGAGAGCCCCAAAAAAGAAGUCUUCUUAUGUCAGUAGAAGUUUAACAAGCUCAGUAACAGAGCUUGAGGCCAAGGGUACUACAGAUAUUCAAAAGAAUGGCCCAACAAUGGAGAAGCUCAGAGAAAUAAGCAGACUUCAUGAUAUAAGCAGCCAGAAGUUUGAGAGCAAAUGGGAAUCAUUUUUCAAGGAUUUAAGUAAAGAUUAUUAUCAAGUUAGCAGAUCGAAUCUGAAGACAGAUUUUACCCAGAGCGAGGAAAUUUUUGGGACGCAAGGUUUAAAUCUUAUAAAUUUAGAUAAAUCGUUACUUGCUAAUAGUGAUGAUACUAGGUACUAUAGGAGGUUGAAGAAUUUGAUCAAUGAAAGAGGCAUUCCUUUUAAAUAUCGUUACGACUUAUGGCUUGAACUCUCGGGAGCCAAAAAUCUUCGAAUUAAUGGAGAAUUUGUCAAUUACUACCAAAUAGCCAAGCAAACAAAAAAUGACACAAUUUUGGCUAACUUAAAGCAAAUUGACCUUGAUUUGCAUAGAACGAUGCCUUUUAAUAUACAUUUCAAUGAUUUAGUCAAUUCGCAACCUGGCCCCCAUUUCUAUAAGCUUCAGAAAAUUCUUUAUGCAUUUGCCGCUUACAAGUCUGACGUUGGGUACUGCCAGGGAAUGAAUAAGAUCAUUGGAAACUUGAUAUUGGGAGAUAAUAGUUUAGUAGAUGAGGAUGUCUUUUGGAUAUUUGUUGGUUUGAUCGAGAGUAUCUUGCCAGUUUACGGUGAAAGCUUUAUCAAAUACUUUAGUAUCGGCUCAAUUAAUCAUAUAAAAAUGGACCAAACAAUAAUGUAUGAGUUUUAUUUUCCAAGGUUGUUACCAAAGCUAUAUGAGCAUUUGAGGGCAAUAAAUAUACAGAUUGAAUGCAUUACUAUGAACUGGUGGCUUACCUUAUUUACAGAGACGUUCCCGAACGUCGAAAUCUGGUUUAAGAUAUUCGAUAAUCUCCUAAUAUCUGACAUAGAGAUUAAAUUGAUCAGUCUUAGCUUAUCAAUAUUCAAAUUCUUUGAGAACAGUUUGUGUGAAUUAAUGAAUGAGAAUGAUAUCUACUUACUCAUGAAAAAUUUGAAUCUAUCUAAUUUUACGAAGAUGAACAUUAGGUACCUGGAAUUGAUUCAAUUCAGUAAUGGUUUUGAAAAGAAGAUCCAUAAGGCUGAAUUGCAUAGACUACGUGAGCAAUAUGAAUAUUAG